This is a messenger RNA of Salvia hispanica, 2545 nucleotides long. RefSeq names its product cation/H+ exchanger 20 (gene CHX20). Gene Ontology annotation, molecular function: antiporter activity. Gene Ontology annotation, biological process: proton transmembrane transport; regulation of pH. Gene Ontology annotation, cellular component: membrane; endomembrane system. Lineage: Eukaryota; Viridiplantae; Streptophyta; Magnoliopsida; Lamiales; Lamiaceae. The record is from RefSeq and is a predicted model, not a curated record.
CUAAUUUGUGAAGAAAAAAUGGCAGUGAAUGUAAGCUCAAUCAAAACAUCAUCAAACGGCGUUUGGCAAGGCGACAACCCCUUAGACUUCGCUCUCCCUCUUCUCAUUCUCCAAACCACUCUAAUCAUCGCCGUCUGCCGUUUGCUCGCCGUCUUCCUCAAACCUCUCCGUCAACCCCAAGUCAUUGCCGAGAUGCUCGGCGGAAUUUUGCUAGGGCCGUCGUUAUUUGGGCGGAAUGAAGAAUACAUGCACCGGAUUUUCCCGAAAUGGGGCGCGCCGAUUCUUGAAUCGGUGGCGAGUUUCGGCCUCCUCUUCUUCCUCUUCCUGGUUGGGCUGGAGCUCGACCUCAGCUCCAUACGGCGGAGCGGGUGGAGAGCCACAGCCAUCGCGGCGGCGGGGAUCUUGGCCACCUUCGUGCUCGGCGUCGGGGUGGCGUUCGUAUUCCGCAGGGAAAUUGAGGGCGCCGACGAGGUGGGCUUCGCCACCUACUUGCUCUUCAUGGCGGUGGCCCUCUCCAUCACGGCCUUCCCUGUCCUGGCACGCGUCCUGGCCGAGCUCAAGCUCCUCACCACGCAUGUCGGGGAGACCGCCAUGUCUGCUGCUGCGCUCAACGACGUCGCCGCCUGGAUUUCUCUCGCCCUCGCCGUCGCUCUUGCCGGUGACGGAGGCGACGGGCCGAAAAAAAGCCCGUUGAUCUCAAUAUGGGUGCUACUAUCCGGCGUCGCUUUCGUCACUUUGAUGAUGGUAGUGAUCAAGCCAGCGAUGACGUGGGUGGAGCGGCGCUCUUCGUCGCGGCGGGGCACGGCCGAGGACGAGGCCUACAUCUGCCUAACCCUCGGCGGCGUUCUGGCGGCGGGCCUCGUCACCGAUCUGAUCGGCCUCCACUCGAUCUUCGGCGCCUUCGUCUUCGGCUUGACGAUUCCGAAAGGCGGAGAUCUGGCCAGCCGAUUGGUGGCGAGGAUCGAGGACUUCGUGUCCGGAUUGUUGCUGCCGCUCUACUUCGCUUCCAGCGGCCUGAAGACCGACGUGACGAAGAUCCAAGGCGUCGAGGCGUGGGGUCUGCUGGGGCUGGUGAUCACGGCCGCGUGCUCCGGAAAAAUAAUCGGGACGUAUGUGGCGGCGAGGAUGUGCAAGAUUCCGGCGAGGGAGUCGAUUACGCUCGGCGUUUUGAUGAAUACGAAAGGGCUGGUGGAGUUGAUUGUUCUUAAUAUUGGCAGGGAGAAGAAGGUUUUGAACGAGGAGGCGUUUGCCAUACUAGUCCUAAUGGCGCUGGUGACCACCUUCUUGACCACCCCGGCCGUCAUUGCCAUCUAUCAACCAGAGCAUGCUGCCACCGGUCACCGCUGCCUGCAGUCAGCAUCCGCCGGCGAAUUACGCAUUCUGGCGUGCGUCCACAGCCCUGCCAACAUCCCCUCUCUCGUGAACCUCACCGAGUCAACUCGGUCCGCCGAUAAAUCCUCCCGCCUCAAAGUAUACGUUAUGCAUCUGGUCGAACUCACCGAGCGCUCCUCCUCCAUCAUAAUGGUCCGCCGCUUCACACAAAACGGCUUCCCUCUCAUCAAUCGCCUCCGCCGCGCCGGAACUCACCUGGCCGACCGAGCCGCCGCCGCUUUCCAGGCCUACAGCAGCCUCGGGCGCGUGACCAUCCGUCCGGCGACCGCCGUGUCGGCGUUGGCGACGAUGCAUGAAGACAUAUGCCACGUGGCGGAGGAGAAGGCGGUGGCGAUGAUAGUGCUGCCUUUUCACAAGCAGUGGGUGGAAAUCGACGGCGACGACGUGGUGGAGACUGUGGGCUACCGGUGGAGCGGCGUCGCUCAGAGGGUUCUCAAGGAGGCGCCGUGCACGGUGGCGGUGAUGGUGGACCGUGGAUACGGCCCCGCCGCUACGAAUUCCACGGCGGUGCAAAAUGUCUGCGUUUUGUUUUUCGGAGGGACGGACGACGUAGAGGCGUUGGAGUUGGGUGGUAGGAUGGCGGAGCACCCGGCGGUGAAGGUGGCGGUCAUAAGUUUCACCAACACCGUUACCGGAAAGAUCACUGCGCCUGAAUUUAAGGAAAAUGAUGAAGUAGCAGUUGCGAAAUUGUUGCAUAGAAUGGAAGGGAGAGUAGAAGUGAUAGAGAAAACAGCUAUCAAAAUAGUGGAUGACGUAAUUGAAAUCGGGAGAGACGGUGGCUACGACUUAAUAAUAGUGGGCAAAGGCACGCCGUGCUCAUCCACCAUUGCAGCGGCCGAGCAUCCAGAGCUCGGCCCAAUCGGAAACGUCUUGGCCUCGUCUUACCAAGGCGUCACUGCCUCGGUGCUGGUGGUUCAACGACCUAUCAGCCAAGAGUUGUCGCUCUCAAAGAGGCCAGUGGGAGGCCAUGACCAGAAACUCAAUUUGGCAUGAAUAGAUUUGUUACUAGUUAAUUAGGAACAUAGUUCUUGAUUGGCUAUAGCUAUUUUGGUUUUUUUUUUUUUCGCAGACUGUAUUAUUAUAUCAUGUAUGAUCUGUGUACUACUCGUUUUGGUUGGAUGAUAGUACUAGUAUUGUUACUUGUUUCUUGUUA